AUGUCCGACUCGGAAAUAUUUCGUUACAUUGAGAAGUCAUCUGCUGUUCGCUCUGCCGAGAUUCUCGAGGCUGCCGCCAGGUUAUCGUUCUCGCGUAAAGAUUCUGGCGAAUCAGUCUACAGCACGACCAUUAUGCCCACAACAUUCUGGCAUCUGGACCUAAACUCAAACCGGUGGAAGCACUACGUGGAUGGGCAGCUGAACGAAACGAUUACCGGAUACUUUGAGGUCCAAUAUGCGUACCUGCUUAGGUGUUUUCAAGGACCUCAUUGCUUGCUUGAGCUUCGACUAAAGCUCACGCCCGGUGACAUACAACACUUUCAUUGCUUUGCGGAACUGGGGGCGGAUCCGUUGACCGUCGAAUUGGACGAACAGCAGGAGGGAUGA
Molecule: messenger RNA, 387 nt
Organism: Histoplasma capsulatum G186AR
Lineage: Eukaryota; Fungi; Ascomycota; Eurotiomycetes; Onygenales; Ajellomycetaceae
Exons: 4
Coding region: 1-387 (128 amino acids)
Source: RefSeq, a predicted model, not a curated record